Messenger RNA from Aedes albopictus (Asian tiger mosquito), 4395 nucleotides. RefSeq lists its product as uncharacterized. The transcript is spliced from 4 exons. The record is from RefSeq and is a predicted model, not a curated record. Bases 1 to 4395 code for a protein of 1464 amino acids. NCBI's taxonomy places the organism in Eukaryota, Metazoa, Arthropoda, Insecta, Diptera, Culicidae.
AUGAUUCAGACACCUAGUGGAUUGUUCCGGCGGCCUGUUUCCAAAUUGGCUGUGCUGGACGUAGCAGGACGCAGUGAGGGUGCUGGACCCAACAUCCUCACGGGGAGGGGGAUGCUGCCACGACCGCAACACCGGCAACCCGGCCUUCGACAUCUGGAGAUUCCCUUCAUCAACGCUAGGCGCGCCACUAAACAGACAUAUGGAUUGAUCGAUUCGUAUGUCAAGCGGCAUUGUAACAUACACUGUACUGCGGUGGAUGAUACGGAGAAGACCGGCGAUGGAUACACCUGCAAGACCUGCAGAGGAGCCGAAACGGAAGACAUGGUACAGUGCGACCAGUGCGACGGAUGGUAUCAUUUCCACUGCGUGGGAGUCUCGGAUGAAGUUGUCGAUCAAAGCUGGAGUUGUGCCAACUGCAAGACUGCAACAUGCAACCAGCGAACAACGUCAACAUCAGAAAAAGAUCCGGCAACGAAGGAUGGCAACACGGAACACACGUCCAAGCGCGCUUCAUCCCUAAAAGGAAUUUCUUCUGCAGGGCGGGAGAAUACAUCGAACGGCAGUCCACCGCCGCCUAAGUCAACAGAUCCAACAGUUCCUCCAUCAAAUCUGCCAAAUCAUGAGGGAAAGUCGAGACGGCCAAAGGUACAGCUGACCGGAAAGAAACUCUUCGUUCCGUCGGUGGAAGGAUUACCCGCUAUCCAGCUAGACGAAGCAGCAUCGGAAAUCUCGUGUUCAUCAUCUCAGAGAUCUGCCCGGAACCGUGCCAAAUUGCAGCUGCAGCGGUUGGAGGAGGAAAGAGCUUUCGAGGAGGAACGAGCAGAACGACGAAGGGUUGCUGAACAGCUAGAAGCGGAAAAGCACAAAGCAUUCCUGGCCAAGAAGUACCAGAUUCUGGAGGAGCUAGCCAGCGAAAGAGGAUCGAGUCGAGGUUCUAUCAGCGUAUACUCUCGGAGUCGGGUGGAGAAUUGGAUAGAGAAGGGACGUAAUUCAGAGGCAGUGCAUCGGUCUAAUGAACAGCCAGCACAGUGGGAGCUGAGCCCACCAGAUCAGCUACCAGCACAGCGGGAGUUAGACCAACGUCAGCCAGCUGCUAUUCGAAUGUCGAAGUACUUCAAUCCUAACGUCCAACCACAGUCGACGAGAAUCCAACCAGCGUUGAACCGAAUAACCCGAUCAUUGGCGAAUUCGACGGUUAUAGAACGGAAUCACGGCGCAUUAGCUAUCACGCUCACAAAUCGCAGCAAGGCAGGCCGUUUCCAAGGACUUGCCAACAUUUUCCCGGAUGAAUGGCCGGUCUUCUUAUCCAUGUUCAAUAGCACGACAGCUAUGUGUGGAUUCACGGAAGAGGAAAAUCUUGUGCGACUGCAACGUAGCUUGAAAGGAAAGGCAUACGAAGCCGUUAAGUGCAGAUUGAUGCACCCUGGAAACGUUCAGGGCAUAAUGAGCCCGCUAAAAAUGCUAUUUGGUCAACCGGAGAUCAUUGUGCACUCGUUGAUAGGAAAGAUCAGUUCGCUACCACCGAUUCGCGAGGAUCGUCUCGAGACAUUAGUAGACUUCGCCGUUAGCGUGCAGAACUUCUGCGCAACAGUUGACUCAUGCGGGCUAGAAGAGUACAUGUACAAUGUGAGUCUUCUGCAUCAGCUUGUUGGCAAGCUUCCACCGUCAAUCAAGCUAAACUGGGCGCAACACCGAAAGACGCAGUUGGCGGUCAACUUGGCAACCUUUAGUGAGUGGAUCUACUCGCUAGCCGGAGCUGCAAGUACGGUUACGUUUCCAACAGAGUUGGCACAAGCAAAGCCGAUGCGUAAUGAGCCUCGGCGGAAAGGGAAAGGAGAAACGUACCUCAACGCCCACUCGGAAACACAGAUCAGGCACGAUACGAGCUUCAAACCGCCAAAGCAGUCGUCUACAGCUGCACUGGAGAAGGAGACCUGCCCGGUAUGCAAGGGCAACUGCAAAUCCGUGAACAAAUGCAAGCGGUUUCAGGAGUUUUCGAGAGAAUCCCGGUGGGCAGUCGUCCGACAGUUCGGGCUUUGUCGAACGUGUCUUCGGCAACACAAACGAACCUGCAAGGCGAAACCUUGCGGUAAAGACGGUUGCACUUUUCGGCACCAUGAGCUACUGCACAACGAGCUAAAAGCCAAGUCACACCAAAGCACUACUGCAGUUGGGAAUCCAGAGUCUUCGCAGCCGACAACCAGCGGUGCCGAGCAGGGCUCAGGAACAACGCUGCUCGAUCAAGAUCUAGCAGAUGAACUGCAACUGGAUGGCACGCUAAGUCCAAUAUGCCUUCGCUGGACGGGUGGUACCGAGCGCUGCGAGAAAGACUCUUGCAUAGUUCGCCUGCAAGUCGCCGGACGUCAUGCGAAUGCCGAGAAGUUUACCCUGGAAGGCGUACAAACGGUCAACGAGCUGCUGCUACCACGACAGACCUUGGACUUUGGGGAACUGAAGCGAUCAUAUCGCUAUUUGGAAGGAUUGCCUAUCGACUCGUACACCGAAGCUCGCCCUCGCAUUCUCAUCGGCACAAAGCAUGCCCAACUGGGCUUAACCCUCAAGAGCCGAGAAGGAAAAUUCGGCGAGCCGAUCGCAACUAAGACACGGCUAGGCUGGGCAAUUUGCGGUAACCUAGGAUUUGGAGACGCACCGAACAUGUUUCACUACAGCUUUCACGUCUGCUCACUGAACGAACGUCCGGACGAUGAUCUACAUCAAGCGAUGAAAGAUUAUUUCUCCAUUGACAGUCUAGGAGUUAAUGCUUCGUCCAAAGUUCUGCUAUCGACGGAAGAUGAACGUGCCGAAUCUCUGCUAAAGUCGUUGACCCGAUUUUCAGGCGACCGUUUUGAGACUGGCCUACUCUGGCGUUAUGACAACGUCCGUCUGCCAGACAGCCGCCCUAUGGCUUUGCGUCGCCACCGAUGCCUGGAGAAACGCAUGGCGAAUGAUCCUGCCCUCGCAAAAGUUUUGCAACAGAAGAUAGGUGACUAUGCCGCCAAAGGAUACAUUCGCAAACUCUCUGAUGAGGAAAUCCGGCAGCAAACCGGCGAAAUGUGGUAUUUGCCUGUCUUCCCGGUAACCAACCCGAACAAACCCGGGAAGGUCCGAAUAGUUUGGGACGCAGCAGCGAAAGCCCACGGAAUCUCGUUGAAUUCAGUCCUUUUGAAGGGUCUAGAUUUGCUAUGUUCUCUACUUGGAAUUCUUCUACGCUUCCGACUACAUCCCGUUGCAGUGACGGGAGACAUACGCGAAAUGUUCCACCAGGUGCAGAUUCGCCAAGAGGACCAGCGAUACCAAUGCUUCUACUGGACGGAUGAGAACGGUGAACUAGGAGUUUACGUCAUGGCGAUGAUGACCUUCGGAGCGUGCUGCUCACCUAGCAGUGCGCAAUACGUUAAAAACGUCAAUGCUGAUCGUUUUAAGAGCGAAUUUCCGGCGGCAUGCGAUGCUGUUACCAAGUCACACUCUGUCGACGACAUGUUGAUAAGUGUCGCCACGGAGGAAGAAGCAAUCCAGAUAGCGAAAGACGUUCGGGAUGCCCACGCCCAGGGCGGCUUCGAAAUUCGAAACUGGAUUAGUAAUUCAAGAAGAGUUGUGGAAGCACUGCAAGAACAGAACACGGAUGACGAGAAAAGUCUAGACCUGACGACCGAAUUAUCCACCGAGAAAGUUCUAGGGAUGUGGUGGAACACAGCAGCCGAUGCUUUCACCUACAAAAUUGGCUGGAAUCGCUACGAUGGGGAGUUACUCAAGGGCGAACGACGUCCCACAAAACGGGACGUGUUGCGAGUUCUAAUGACCAUAUUUGACCCGCUCGGUCUCAUCGCCCAUCUUCUCGUCUAUUUAAAAAUCCUAUUACAAGACAUUUGGCGUUCCGGUGUAACCUGGGACGAGCAAAUCGAUGACGAGGCCUUCGAAAAAUUGCGAAAAUGGUUGACUGUUUUGCCACAAGUUGAGCAUUUGCAAAUUCCCAGAUGUUUCUGGCCUGAGCAUCCUGUCAACGACGCUGAUGAGGUUCAGCUGCAUACGUUUGUAGAUGCUGGAAGCGACGGAAUGGCCGCUGUUUGUUUCCUAAGGUUCUCUAAGAAUGAGAAAAGCUACUGCUCGCUCGUCACCGCAAAGGCUAGGGUGGCCCCUCUUAAGCUAACAUCUAUUCCGCGUCUUCAAGCAGCAGUAAUAGGAACUCGCUUAUCGAAAACUGUGCUGGAUACGUUGCCGAUCCGGAUCACCAAACGAUUCUACUGGUCAGACUCUCGGGAUUGUUUCAGGGGCUCGCUCGGGGUCACACCGACAGGAUGGGCUCACCUGGGAAACGGGAAAGAAAAACCAAUGUUUCUGGGGCUCGUUCGGGGUCACACCGACAGGAUGCCCGAGCAGAGUCUAACAACAAAAUGA